Raphanus sativus (radish) is the source of this 1580-nucleotide messenger RNA. Its product is annotated as squamosa promoter-binding-like protein 11. The record is from RefSeq and is a predicted model, not a curated record. The transcript is spliced from 5 exons. Lineage: Eukaryota; Viridiplantae; Streptophyta; Magnoliopsida; Brassicales; Brassicaceae. Gene Ontology annotation, cellular component: nucleus. Bases 275 to 1393 code for a protein of 372 amino acids. Gene Ontology annotation, molecular function: DNA binding.
AACAAAAAAGGCAAAGCAAAACAGUAAAGAAAAAUACUAAAAAGGAAGAAAGAAAUAGAAAGGACUCCUGAGGAAGCUUAUUAUACUAUUUCCCCCACAGGCAGCGAUUGUGUCGUCCUCCUCCUCCUCCUCCUCCUACCAUUCUUCAUCACUUGUCGCUAUUAGUCAACACGAUUCCUUCUCCGAUCGGUUACCUCCGGCGACGGUCUCUCACUCUGGUUUUAUCAACUACUCUUUCCUCUUUUACAGACGUGUUGGUCUAUGAUAUCUAUCUAUGGACUGCAACAUGAGAUCUCCGUUUCUGUGGGACUUGGAGCAUUUGAUCUUACCCAACCCUGUAAAUGACAAAGACCAGCUCACAACAACCACCGAGUGGGAAACUGACAAGGGUGAAGGAAUCGAAUCUAUACUUCCCUGUUUCAAUGGCCUUGAGAGGGUCAGUAGUCUCUGGGACACUCCUGUAUCGAAAAGCUCACAGUCCACCUCUACCAACUCAUCUUCACCCCAACCUAAACAACGCAUGCUUGCAUCAGAAACUUCCCAGGUGAAGGCACCACCCACAGCUCUCGAGGCAUCUCCUGAAUCUGACCUCUCUUUAAAACUAGGAAAGCGGACUUACUCUGAAGAGCUUUGGGGAGGUAGAAACAACAACAAUAAUAAUGACAUUUCAGCCGUUUCUGUGAAGCUCUUGACUCGGAAGAAAUCAAAAGCGUCGUGUGGUCAGAGCAUGCAAGUCCCUCGUUGUCAGAUUGAUGGUUGCCAACUUGAUCUUUCCUCUGCUAAGGAUUAUCAUCGUAAGCAUAGAGUCUGCGAAAACCAUUCAAAGUGCCCCAAAGUUACUGUGGGUGGCGUGGAACGUCGUUUCUGCCAACAGUGUAGCAGGUUCCAUGCUGUGUCUGAAUUUGAUGAGACGAAACGAAGCUGCCGCAAACGUCUUUCCCAUCAUAAUGCGAGGCGUCGCAAGCCGCAAGGAGUGUUUCCAUUUAAUCCAGAUAGGGUGUACGAUGGAAGACAGCAUGCAAAUAUGUUGUGGAAUGGGUUGUCGCUGAAUACAAGAUCUGAAGAAAAGUUUGCAUGGGAUAACACUUAUGAUACAAAGCCUACAAAGACAGAGAGCAGCGGCUUUACUCUGAGCUUCCAGAGAGGUAAUGGCUCUGAGCAGCAGAUGUUUGCUAGUAACAACCACUCUUUCUCUGCGUAUCAAACCUCAGCAGGGAAGCCUAAGUUUCAACUUCAUGGCCAAGGUGUGGGAGAAUACUCAGGAGUCCUCCAUGAAUCUCAAGAUUUCCACCGUGCUCUCUCUCUUCUGUCAACUUCUUCUGAUCCCAUGAUGGUCCAACCACAUACGCAGCCAUUUUCUCUACUCUUUUCAUAUGAUGGUGUACCAAAAUAGAUGUGUGAAACUUUGUUAAACAAACCAGCUUAGCUUUGUGUUAGUGGAUAUUCUCAGAACAGCUUCAGACUGUCUGCAUUUGUAUACCUGCUUUCUUAUCUGUAACUUUACUUUGUUACUAGUUUGUAACAAAGUCAAUUGUUGUCAAACACUAAACAGUGAAUAAACGGUAAGACUUUGCACUGUA